This is a messenger RNA of Pelobates cultripes (western spadefoot toad), 196 nucleotides long. Lineage: Eukaryota; Metazoa; Chordata; Amphibia; Anura; Pelobatidae. The record is from the annotation of a GenBank genome assembly.
AUGGCCACUGGAGAGAGGCCUGAUCUGGCUGAGCUGGCAGGAGCAAGCACUCCUUUAUCACUGAGCAGGAUCUCUGAAGGCACAGAGAUAUCUGCACAUUACAACAUGGUCCAAGUAUCAUUGGAUGUUAUAUUUGACCAUUUUUGCACUCGUCUGGAAGCUCGUUUGGUGGCAUCACACCGUCCACCAAGAGGAG